GCUUGUAUUUCUCUCUCCCGCUCACAAUCAAAAUCAUAAUCAACUCCUUCUUAUAAUUCAUGGGAAAAAAGCUUAUGAAUCUGAUCAAUUCAUCACAUUAGUCACAAGUAGUAGUUACUGUUUUCUUUUUCAUUUGAACCGGCACAUUUGGUUAUGGCGGGAUCAGGCGAUGGAGGAAACGAGAGAGAGGUGUUGGAAGACAGCAUCAAUCACAGUAGCAGUUUUUCUAGACAUAGGUAUAGACGAAGCAUGAGCUCCGGCGAAGAAGACAAGGGACUUUUAGCAUUUUCCGGGUGGGUGUAUCAUGUAGGAACCAAUUCGAUUGGCCAUGAGUAUUCCCAUCAACGCUUCUUAUAUGUAAAAGGGAAAUAUGUUGAGAUGUAUAGAAGAGAUCCUCAGGAGAACCCCGGCAUUCGACCUAUUAGGAAGGGUAUCAUAGGACCUACACUAAUGGUGGAGGAGACAGGGAGUCGAAAAGUCGGUAAUGAGGAACUCUACACUAUACAAUUUUACAAUCGAUUAGAUGAGACUAAGAAAGGAGAAAUUGCUUGUACCUCGGCUGAAGAAUCUAAAAAAUGGAUAGAGGCAUUGGACUAUGCCAAGCAACAGGCUGAAUAUGAGCUUUCAAGAGGAGGUGGUGCCAGAAACAAAUUAAGCCUGGAGGCUGAUAUUGAUUUGGAAGGCCAUCGACCUCGAGUACGGCGGUAUGCAUCUGGAUUAAAAAAGCUUAUAAGAAUUGGUGGAGGUCCAGAGUUGCUUUCACGGUCAAGCUCAAGCUUGGGUACAGGUUCAUCAGAUGGAGACUUUGAAGGGGAGUUUGGAGAUGCAGUUGAAGCACAUGAAUGGAAAUGUGUGCGUACGAUCAAUGGUGUUAGAAUCCUUGAGGAUGUGGCUGAUGGAAAGGGUGGGAAAGCUUCUCUGGUAAAGGCUGUUGCUCCUGUAGAUGCAAGCGCAGAUACUGUUUUAGAAGUAAUCUUAAAUCUGGAUCGCCAUAAGAGAUACGAGUGGGAUAUGCUGACAGGUGACUUGGAGCUGGUAGAUUCUUAUGAUGGAAACUAUGAUGUUGUCUAUGGAACAUAUGAUCCUAAAUAUCUUGGUCGAUGGCAAUCCAAGAGAGAUUUUGUCUUCUCCAGGCAAUGGUUUCAAGGGCAGGAUGGAGCAUACACAAUUUUGCAAUUUCCUGCUGCACAUAAGAAGCGUCCUACAAGAAAUGGAUACCAACGAACAUCAAUUAAACCAUCUACUUGGGAGAUUAGAAGUUUAACCAAUGAAAAAUGCCUUGUAACACAUAUGUUGGAGAUGAAUGCUGCCGGAUGGGGUCGAUGGAAGAAAAGUAGUAGCUGCUCAAAGUUUGAAAAGACCAUUCCAUUCGCCUUAUUAUCCCAAGUUGCAGGUUUAAAGGAGUAUAUUGGAGCAAAUCCAUCGCUCAAAUGUGAACCUUCCUCCCUGGCAUUGCAUUCAAAACAUUCUGAAGGCGAUCCGCCAGAUGAAUUCUAUGAUGCAGUUGCUGGUGACUCAUCUUCAACAUCAGAAGAUGAAGAGAGCGAUGAUGAAUCAGAGAAGGAGGAAAAACCAAUUAAGCAGAAGCCUGCACCUGCGGCCAUCUCAAGCACAGCUUUGAAGCAAGCUUCAGAUGCAGCUGAAAAUGCAAGUAAGGAAUUAGAUCUUAGUGUACCUCCUAUUCAUGUUGAUCCAAGUCAAUUCAACAGUGUUCUCCAUAAAGGAAAGGAUGAUGCUGACACAAAUUGUUGGACUUCUCCUGGUGGUGCGGGAUUUAUGAUAAGAGGACAGACAUACUUAAAAAAUAGUGCCAAGAUAAUGGGUGGAAAGCCCCUUCUCAAGCUCAUAGCUGUUGAUUGGUUCAAAGUCGAUAAAGCAACAGAUAAAAUUGCAUUGCAUCCAAAGAGUCUAGCUCAGUCUGAUGCCGGAAAAAAUCUUCCAUUUAUCCUUGUGAUUAAUCUCGAGAUUCCUGCGAAACCAAACUAUAGUUUGGUCCUCUACUAUGCUGCUGAAAGGCCAGUGAGGAAAGAUUCUUUACUGGAAAAGUUUGCAGAUGGAACGGAUCAAUUUCGUGAUGCAAGAUUUAAACUGAUACCAAGCAUUGUUGAGGGGUAUUGGAUGGUCAAGCGUGCAGUUGGAACAAAAGCUUGCCUACUUGGGAAAGCUGUUACAUGCAAAUAUUUCAGGCAAGACAAUUUUCUGGAGAUUGACGUGGACAUUGGGUCAUCAUCUGUAGCGAGAAGUGUUAUCGGCCUUGUCCUUGGAUAUGUCACAAGCUUAGUUGUGGAUCUUGCAAUACUAAUAGAGGCAAAUGACGCGGCAGAAUUGCCUGAGUACAUUCUGGGCAGUGUUCGACUGAAUCGUGUGAGGCUUGAAUCUGCUGUACCACUGGAUGGGUGAACGUUUUUCACAUCUUCCCUGCCUGUCUUUAAGCAUCUUGCGCUCCAAGGUUGCCAUCACUACGAGUAACCUUCAGUUUUAAAUAUUUCCUGUGGUAUAGCGCAAGGCUUAUUUGAUGAGUUGGCUUCCAAUUUUUAGUGCCAUAUUUUUAUCCCAAAUUGUGUAUCUUUUAAGUAUGUAGUUUCCUUGUUUUAUACAUGAACAAGAUCAAUUUUUCCUUUGAAAACAUGAACAAUAUAUAUAUUUGAGAAUAUUAUAUAUUCAUUUGUACAAAAGACUUCCCACAUACUUUUGGGACUCCUUUCAAGGGCCGUUGGGCUUAUUGUAAUCUUUUAAUCCAAAAUAGUUUGCUACAA
Molecule: messenger RNA, 2756 nt
Organism: Gossypium raimondii (Peruvian cotton)
Lineage: Eukaryota; Viridiplantae; Streptophyta; Magnoliopsida; Malvales; Malvaceae
Product: protein ENHANCED DISEASE RESISTANCE 2-like
Exons: 22
Coding region: 154-2400 (748 amino acids)
Molecular function (GO): lipid binding
Source: RefSeq, a predicted model, not a curated record